Diospyros lotus (date-plum) is the source of this 2456-nucleotide messenger RNA. Its product is annotated as exocyst complex component EXO70B1-like. Gene Ontology annotation, molecular function: phosphatidylinositol-4,5-bisphosphate binding. The record is from RefSeq and is a predicted model, not a curated record. Gene Ontology annotation, biological process: exocytosis. The coding region runs from base 118 to 2328 and encodes 736 amino acids. Gene Ontology annotation, cellular component: exocyst. Lineage: Eukaryota; Viridiplantae; Streptophyta; Magnoliopsida; Ericales; Ebenaceae. The transcript has a single exon.
AGCUAUCUGGUUUCAUUAGGCCUUUCCCUUAAUUAACUUCCCGUUUCCGUCAUCGUCCAGAAGAGCCACAACAGGAGCUUUGUGGCAUUCACUAACAAUCCACAAUCCACAAUAAUAAUGGAGGCAGAGAAAGACAAUCACCUUCCUGAAACUACCAACGUAGACGCUUCCAAAGACGACCCCGCCCCCCAAGACGACCCUAACCACCAUGACCAACCCCCCAACAACGACGCUGAUGAUGCUGCUGCCGCUGCCGCCCCCAAAGACGACGAUUCCGCAACCUCUCCACCCCUAACGCCCACUGAAGCCGAUCAACCAAAACCAGGGAUUACGACGGACCAGCUGGACAAUAUUAAUACUGAUCCAGACUUCGCCGCAGGCGCAGUCCCAGACCCAGACGGCCAAGAAUCCCCUCCUCCACCUUCUCCGCCCGAUUCCCGUGAACUCUGCCAACGGAUCGAUGAUUUCAUCUCUGCUUUGUCAGCCACGAAACCUGAUGCCCCAUCAUCCACCCUCCCUGAUGUUCCCGAAAUCAUGAAAGAGUUCGCCUUUCUUGUUGAGGCAAAGAUCGCCAACUUUGAUUCAUCCGACAACCCCAUGAAAUGGGCUCAGCUGUCGGCCGAGGAUUCUUCCUCAUUUCUGGAAGAUGCCGGGAGACUCACGAAUCUCAAGAUCUCCCUCUCUGCAUUCUCAUCAGAACCCAAGUACGCCGCGUCCAUCAAUCGCAUCGGUGAUAUUCACCAACGAGCCAUGUCCUACUUGGAAGAUGAGUUCAGGUCGCUUCUCGAAGAUCCAACGCUUCCGCCCGAUUCGGAUGACAUUAAUGACAACAACGAUAUUGAUUCCAAGACUAGUAACGAAGCUGAUCAAUCUACACCGCAGCAGGAGCCCGAAUCCACAGGAGACGACAAUUUUCUGGGCUACUCGGACGAUGCUUUAUCGAAUUUGAAUAGAAUCGCCAAGACCAUGAUAUCGGGGGGUUACGAGAUGGAAUGUAUUCUUGUUUACAUUAGAGCGAGAAGGGCAAUGUUGGAAGAGACCUUGCACACCCAGGGUUUCGAGAAAUUCAGCAUGGAUGAUGUGCAGAAGAUGCAAUGGGAACUACUGGAGAGAGAGAUCGAUUCCUGGAACAAAACGUUGAAGCACUUCGCCGCCGUAAUCUUCCCCCGAGAGCGGAAGCUCUUGGAGGCGGUCCUCUCCGACGACAAGGCAGCAAUCAAGGACAUCUUCGGUGGCCUCUCGCAAAGUAUUAUGAUCCAGCUUCUCAACUUCGCGGAAGCUGUGGCAAUGACGAAGCGUUCGCAGGAGAAGCUGUUCAAAUUCCUGGACCUAUAUGAGACCUUGCGAGAGGUGAGUCCGAGCAGCUUGGAUAACUUUUUCUCCGUAGAAAAUGGGAAUGAGCUCAAGACUGAAGCCUCCUUGACUCGCACCCGACUCGGGGAGGCCAUGGUUUGCAUUUUCGCAGAAAUGGAGAACUCGAUCAAGAGGGACACGGGGAGGACUCCGGUUCCUGGCGGUGCGGUACACCCCCUGACUCGCUACACCAUGAAUUACCUGACGUAUGCGUGCGAGUACCACGCCACCCUUGAACAGGUAUUCAGGGAGCACCAGAAGAUCGAACGAGCCUACUCCGGAGCCGGCUCCGACUACGACUACAAUAAUGCAGCACCGGACGCACAGAUUAAUCACAACAACAACAACGAACAGAAUCAUGAAACAACGCAGUCAUCGCCAUUUUGCUUGCAGAUUAGAAAGGUGAUGGAUUUACUGGAUGCUUACCUGGAGACAAGAUCCAAGCUAUACAAGGAUGCAGCAUUGAGCUCAAUAUUCAUGAUGAACAACGGAAGAUACAUUCUGCAGAAGAUCAAGGGAUCCCCUGAAAUGAAUGAUAUGAUGGGGGUGGUUUGGUGCAGGAAGAGAUCGUCGGAUAUGAGGCAGUACCACAAUACCUACAAGCGGGAAACAUGGGGUAGGCUUUUGAAUUCCCUGAGCCAGGAGGGGUUGAACGUGCACGGGAAGGUGGUGAAGCCGGUGUUGAAAGAGAGGUUCAAGAGCUUCAACGCGCUGUUCGACGAGAUACACAGGACGCAGAGCAAUUGGGUGGUGAAAGACGAGCAGCUGCAGUCGGAGCUAAGGGUGUCGAUAUCGUUGCUGGUGAUACCGGCUUACCGGACAUUCUUGGCAAGGUACAGCCCGACAUUCACCCCGGGGAGGCAAACAGAGAAGUACGUAAAAUACCAGCCGGAAGACAUAGAGGCCCAUAUCGACGAGUUGUUUGAUGGGAAUGCAAAUGCAACGCCAACGCCCACGGGGAGAAGAUGGGGUUGAUCACGAUGAUUUCUCAAGGAAAUUAAUGGCAGCUACAGAUAAUAUAUCUAUCUAUAUAUACUGAUUGAUUGAUUGAUGAGCAGUUGAAGCAACAGUCCAGUCAGCUGAGCAGCAGCAGCAGCAGCCAU